Molecule: messenger RNA, 441 nt
Organism: Perkinsus marinus ATCC 50983
Lineage: Eukaryota; Perkinsozoa; Perkinsida; Perkinsidae
Exons: 3
Coding region: 1-441 (146 amino acids)
Source: RefSeq, a predicted model, not a curated record
AUGUUCAUAGGCUCCAACACCGCCCUCUCAUCUCAAUUGAUGCAAGUGAUGACCGAAGGCGGCCCGGAGGGAAGUUUUGCUGGUCGGCCGCUGCACGACGAGGAGGAGGAAGAGCUUUCAUUGGCCGAAGGUUCCGAUGAUCCUAAAGUUAUUCUCGAGAUCUUCAAUCGUCAGCGUGCCCGAGCUCAGAGUCGAGAGACUGAGCUCAUUGAACAAAUAGAACGUUUGACGGAGCGUAUUGGGGCGUUAUCGACCGGGCCCUCAUCAGCUAUAGGGAGGGAACCCCCACCACCUCAACCACAGCCGUCGUCGUCGUCAUCAUCAACAUCAGAGAGCCAGACUGGCACUGCUGCGAGCAUCGGAUCUCAGUUGAAAAGUCGUGUUCAAAACAUAAGCACACAAUCCGGUAUCGCUGAAUUCGCGGGAAGAUUUUUUGGCUGA